Molecule: messenger RNA, 2665 nt
Organism: Zalophus californianus (California sea lion)
Lineage: Eukaryota; Metazoa; Chordata; Mammalia; Carnivora; Otariidae
Gene: HSPBAP1
Product: HSPB1 associated protein 1
Exons: 8
Coding region: 1106-2581 (491 amino acids)
Molecular function (GO): 2-oxoglutarate-dependent dioxygenase activity
Source: RefSeq, a predicted model, not a curated record
AACUCGGAUACCUCCGGUCACUUGAGCUAUUGCUUGCUUCUAUAUUGGAUUUAUUAUUUUUGUUGGAUUUCUAACUUUAGAUAUUAAAGGGGGAGAUAGGGUAAGAUUGAGCUGUUGGAUUUGUCAGUUGAGAAUUAAUUUCUUUUUUACAUACAGUAAGUACUGCCUAUUUUUUCAGUUACCCUUUGUCUUACAUACCCAUUGAGAUUAUAAACUAGCCAAUUACAUUCAUAUGUGAUUUAAAAAGAUACAGAUAUCUUUCUACUCGUUGCCUGUCAUUAGUGGGCUAGCAAUAAAGAUAUGUUGAUUAAGACUUAAGAGAUUUCUGCCCCUAAUGACUUAGAUCCAUCUCCAGUUAUUACAAUUUUGACCAGACUAAAAGUAAGUGAAAAGGGUGAGGGUUGUUGAUCUCUUGAUCAAGCAGCCGGUUGUUUAUUUCAUUAUACAAAUCCAGAAGCCUGACAGCUGUCGAUUAGUGCCCUUGAAACCCUAGGUCAAGCGAUUUGGCUUAUGUGGGUCGGGAAAUGAGUCACGGAGAGCGCAAUUAAAGGACGUUUGCCUUUAGUUCGGAUUCCCCAGAAGCCACAAAAAACAGACGGGAUCAUGUUGCUGCCAGAAGGGCAAGAAACGUGGAAAAGAGAAGCGUUAGCUUUCCUGGUAAGAGCGGCUGCAGAGUAAGGCGGAGGCGGAGCCCCCAUUCCACUGCUCCGAGCCCCACAGGACUGCAAACCAUACCCUAAAAACUCCAAUACUUUUGGGUGUAGGAAAGCUGCAAGGCAGAUAGGAAGGACAUGACUAAAAAAGACGGGGAGCAGAAACUAAUCCAAGAAAAGACUACAAUGAAAGAAGGCUAAAGUCUGGGGUUGAUACAAAGCGCUAUAGCCGAGACCACGUGCUGACAUUUCAACAACCGGGGAAUCAAAACAAACCUGCGUGCCCCCGCCCAGCGCCCGUCACGUGACUGCCGCGUGAGCGGUGCUUCCGGGGGAACCUUGGAGUUGCUAACGCAGCUCCUUCCUGCCCUGCGACUCCAGAGCCCGGUGUUUGGCGGUCCUCUGAACCCACUCCCACUUCACUCCACUUUUGGGUUGGGGCGGAGCUAGCCAUGGCAGCCACCCCGGGGACGACCCCUGAAACUGCCCCGGCAGCUGGAGCUGGAGAGGUGGAAGGUGAACACGUCAAACCUUUUACACCAGAGAAAGCAAAAGAAAUUAUAAUGGCCUUACAACAACCUGCAAUCUUCUGUAACAUGGCUUUUGAUUGGCCAGCACGACACUGGACUGUUAAACACCUUUCUGCGGUCCUUCGCGGCAAGCAGAUACGAUUCAGGAUGGGAAUGAAAAGAACAGAUAGAGUUCCUCAGUUUGAAACAACAUGUGGUUACGUAGAAGCUACACUUGAAGAGUUCCUGACCUGGAACUGUGACCAGCCUACUAUGUAUGGACCAUUUAGAGAUUAUGAUCAUUCCAAAUUCUGGGCUUAUGCUGACUAUAAAUAUUUUGUCAGCCUAUUUGACGACAAGGCAGGUAUUUUCCAGGAUGUGAUAUGGUCUGACUUCGGGUUUCCUGGAAGAAAUGGACGGGAAAGUACAUUGUGGAUCGGCUCCAUGGGGGCCCAUACACCCUGUCAUCUGGACUCCUAUGGUUGCAACUUAGUAUUCCAGGUACAAGGAAGGAAAAGAUGGCAUCUCUUUCCUCCCGAAGACACUCCUUUCCUUUAUCCGACAAGAAUCCCUUAUGAAGAAUCUAGUGUGUUCAGUAAAAUCAAUGUUGUCAAUCCUGAUUUAAAACGUUUUCCUCAGUUCUGCAAAGCUCGAAGACAUAUGGUUACACUAAACCCAGGACAGGUUCUUUUUGUUCCCAGACACUGGUGGCAUUACGUAGAAUCCAUUGAUCCUGUCACUGUCAGUAUAAACUCAUGGAUUGAGCUGGAAGAGGACCACCAGGCCCGGGUAGAAGAGGCAAUCACACGCAUGCUUGUGUGUGCCCUGAAGACUGCAGAGGAUCCACACAAUACCAGAGCUUGGUUAAACCCAACCGAGGUUGAGGAAACAUCCCAUGAAGUCAAUUGUCGCUACUUAAAUAGAGCCGUUUCUGCCCUUUUUGAUCAUUACAGAACAUCUAAGGUAGUAGAAAUCCAAGCACUGAGAACAAACAGAGAGGACAUGAAAAAGGAGGGAUCAGAUGUGCACAAUCACAUGGAGGUGGGACAAACAGGUGGCCAGGACUUACUCUUGGGAAUGGGAAAACAGGAGGCAGCGAGUCCCUUUGGCCCUGAUCUGGUUCCUGUAAUACUGGGUUCUGAAGAACUACCCUCAGAGAGAGGAGGCAUAUUUGAAGGUGAUGGUAAAGACUUUGUUGGCGAAGAUGGAGAACACUCUGGAAAAUUGCAUUGUACCAAGAGGCAGCGAAUGAUGAGUAAAAGUGAGGAUGCAAUUGUGGAACAAAUCUCUUCAAAUAGUAGUAUGGCUCCUUCUCAAACAUUCAUUUCUACAGAUGACUUGCUAGACUGCUUGGUGAAUCCACAAGUAACCAGGAUAGUGGCACAACUUCUGAUACAAGGAAGAAGUUUGUGGUUCUAAGGAAAUGACUUUUAAAAUAAUACUUUAAAAAUAUUUUUUGAGUAGUAUGAUUAUUAAAUAAAAGAUGGCAGAGCAAAAAGUUAA